Molecule: messenger RNA, 1428 nt
Organism: Oryza sativa Japonica Group (Japanese rice)
Lineage: Eukaryota; Viridiplantae; Streptophyta; Magnoliopsida; Poales; Poaceae
Source: RefSeq, a predicted model, not a curated record
AUGGAGCCCGUCGCCAAGCGGGCCCGUACGGGCGGCGGAGGCGGAUCCGCCGCCGUAGAUCGCCUGAGCAGCCUGCCGGACGCCCUCCUCCACGCCGUCAUGUCCUCCCUCCCGGCGCGGCAGAUGGUGCAGACGUGCGUGCUGUCCAAGCGGUGGGUACAUCUGUGGCGCUCGGUGCCUAGCCUCAACCUCGACAGCAGGGAAUUUCUCCUACCAAUAUAUGAUAGAUGGCAGAAGAUGGAGGAUUUCACCACCAACCUGCUCAUGUUCCACCACGCUCCGACCUUAGACGCGUUCAGCAUCCGUGCAGACGUAGCUGUUGGCAAGCACGGCCGCCAUGUCGAUAGGUGGAUUCGCUGUGGUAUCAAGUACUGCCCCCGAGUGCUGGACAUCGCGGUCGCAACCGUUGAUUCUAGGUACAGGCUGCCCGAUCUGGCCUCCGGUUCUUGUCGCCUCGGAAGGUUGCAUCUUUCUUAUGUGGCUCUGCACAGCGGCUUCGCGAGGCAGGUGCGCGAUAGCUGCCCCGUGCUCCGAUGCUUGGAGCUCCACCGCUGUCUCACCAAGUUUAGCCACAUUGAGUCCAGCACACUGAACAGGUUGGUCAUUGAAGACUCCAUGGGUGGCUCCGAUAGUUUAGCUAUCAGUGCUCCUCGUCUUGCUUCCCUGCGCCUGGUGGCCUUUCUGUUCCACACAUACAAGAAUGGUGUUUCGUUAAACGGAGCGAAUUCCCUUGUGGAGGCUUCUGUUGCUGUGAAGUCUGGCCGAACCUCGCCAGAAGGUGAAGCCAUGCUUCUUUGCGGCCUGUUCAGUGUUUCCAGUUUGGAGUUGAAGGGUAUACAGGAACUGGGUUGGCUUAUUCUGCAUCCAUGGCGACCGCGAGGAAGAGGAGCUGUCCAGACACCAUCUCCACCGGCGACCGACCGGCUGAGCGCGCUGCCGGACGCCCUCCUCCACACCAUCCUCUCCUCACUCAAGGGCCGACAGAUGGUUCAGACGAGCGUGCUCUCCAAGAGGUGGAGGCAUCUUUGGCGCUCCGUGCCAUGCCUCGACAUCGACCAGAGAGAGUUCGCGGCCGCCAGUGAGAAUUGGGUGCGGCUGGAGUUCAAUCAAGUCGAAUUCCAUGCAUUCAAAAACCUGAGGACCUUGUUGCUGGAUAGAUGCCGUCCGAGUUACAACAAUGAGUUAUUGCGUCACCUUCUCCAGAACUCUCCUAAUCUUGAGAAGCUCACUGUGCAUUGCUGCAAGUUCUCAAAAGGUUCCCUGGAGUGGAGGAAAUCAUCCCAGCAUAAGAACCAGGUGAACUGUAGGAAGCUGAAGUCUACUGAAAUCAUAUACAAGGACAUUGAUGAUGUUCGUGAGCUUGUCGAUCUUUUGCUGGACGUCUCAGGGCACCUACCGAAGAACACUAUAGCGCUCACCAAAAUAUGA